Molecule: messenger RNA, 1612 nt
Organism: Amphimedon queenslandica
Lineage: Eukaryota; Metazoa; Porifera; Demospongiae; Haplosclerida; Niphatidae
Product: fumarate hydratase, mitochondrial-like
Exons: 7
Coding region: 38-1537 (499 amino acids)
Biological process (GO): fumarate metabolic process; malate metabolic process; tricarboxylic acid cycle
Cellular component (GO): mitochondrion
Molecular function (GO): fumarate hydratase activity
Source: RefSeq, a predicted model, not a curated record
UUACAAUUUUUUAUGAAUAGGUGUGGUUGAAAUCAAAAUGGCUGCCCUCAGCUUAUUUAGGACUAAUGUAGUAAGGCAAAUCUACAGUGCAACAGUUAGAUCUAUGCCACUGACAGCAUUUAGUUCUACUAGAAGAUACUCAGCGGUUAGGAAAGAGUAUGACAGUUUUGGUGAGAUAGAAGUCCCGGCUAGCUCUUAUUAUGGAGCACAAACUGCAAGAUCCAAGGAGAACUUUCCCAUUGGAGAUGAGUCAGAGAGAAUGCCAUACCCAGUGAUUCAUGCAUUUGGUUAUCUAAAGAAAGCUUGUGCUGAAGUUAAUAAGGUACACUUUGGUAUGGAAGAGAGGAUUGGGGAUCUCAUUAUGCAAGCUGCUACUGAGGUAUCUGAAGGAAAAUUAGACAGUCAUUUCCCACUGGUCGUAUGGCAGACUGGCUCUGGUACACAAACCAACAUGAACGUCAAUGAAGUUAUUAGUAAUCGUGCCAUUGAGAUUAGCGGAGGUAAACUAGGAUCCAAAGACCCUGUACACCCAAACGACCAUGUCAACAAGAGUCAAAGUUCAAAUGAUACUUUUCCAACUGCUAUGCAUAUAGCCGUGGCUAUGGAGAUCAAUCAGCGGCUCCUUCCAUCUUUAAAGGGACUCCAUGAAGCACUGUCUAGGAAAAGUGACCUCUUUAAAGACAUUGUCAAGAUUGGACGCACUCAUACUCAAGAUGCUGUGCCACUAACAUUAGGUCAAGAGUUCAGUGGCUACACUAAACAGGUUGAGAAUGGGAUACAGCGAGUCCAGUCUACUCUCCCAAGACUCUAUGAGCUGGCCAUUGGAGGAACUGCAGUUGGAACUGGUCUCAAUACAAGGAUUGGCUUCGCUGAGAAAGUGUCCCAGAAACUAUCAGAACUGACGGGUCUCCCUUUUACAAGUGCCGAGAACAAGUUCGAGGCUUUGGCUGCGCACGAUGCAUUGGUUGAAGUCCAUGGAUCCUUGAGUGUACUGGCGUGCAGUCUAAUGAAGAUUGCUAAUGAUAUUCGUUUCUUAGGCUCUGGUCCAAGAUGUGGUCUCGGCGAGCUAGUGCUACCGGAGAACGAGCCAGGGAGUAGCAUCAUGCCUGGUAAAGUGAACCCUACACAAUGCGAGGCUCUUACAAUGGUCGCUGCCCAAGUACUGGGCAACCAGACAGCAGUCAGUGUGGGAGGAAGCAAUGGUCAUUUUGAGCUCAAUGUCUUUAAGCCUAUGAUAGUACGCAACGUCCUUCAAUCAGUCCGCCUGUUGGGUGAUGCCAGUAAAGCAUUCACUGAUAAAUGUGUGGAGGGCAUUGAGCCAAACAGGGAGAGGAUAAAGAAGAGCGUUGAGGAGUCUCUCAUGUUAGUAACUGCUCUUAAUCCACACAUUGGCUACGAGAAAGGAGCCGCCAUUGCUAAGCUGGCGCAUAAAGAGGGACUGACUUUAAAGGAGGCUGCACUGAGACUGGGCCAUUUGACUGAAGCACAGUUUGAUGAAUGGGUGAGACCAGAAGACAUGCUAGGACCAAAAAACUAACACGAAUUUGACUCGUAUUAAACUCACAAUGUGACAUACUUAUAAUUAGUAAUAGUACUAUAAAACACAAAAUAA